Messenger RNA from Melanaphis sacchari, 368 nucleotides. RefSeq lists its product as uncharacterized. The transcript is spliced from 2 exons. The record is from RefSeq and is a predicted model, not a curated record. Lineage: Eukaryota; Metazoa; Arthropoda; Insecta; Hemiptera; Aphididae. Bases 5 to 331 code for a protein of 108 amino acids.
AAAAAUGAAAACACAAGAAAAAAUAUCAUCUGAAUUUAAUGAAUUUAAUGAAGCAAAUUACGGAUCGUAUCCCAGUUCAGCACUUAUAUAUUUUCGAAGAAUUUUUUUAAACGAGACUUCUAAUGAUGAGGACAAAAUAUUUCAAAAUUGGCUACUUAAUGAAAAGUUUACGAUAUCCAUGAAAAACGAUGCUUUAUAUGAAAAAUAUAUUUCCAUGUACAAGUUCUUAUUUACUUACAUUAGUCAAUCUGAUUCCAAUACUAUUUUUAGCAAUCUAUUUAAAGCAAUUCAAAGGUCUGUCUUAAACAUCGAAGUAAGUACAAUAUUAUAAUAUUAAGCUUCGUAAAAACAAUUUGAAAAAUGUUUAA